CCCAAUUCUAAGGGGGGUGCAAUCUUGCGUUACUGCGUCUUUGCUCAUCGUUGGACUGUUUCAUCCGGAGUUUGAAGGAUUUAAGAAUCUGGCAUUUUAACAUGAAUCUUAUGCUGACUGUGAUGGCUUUUACCUAGCCGCUGAUCUUCAAUUUGACUCAGACUCAUUAUAUGGAAACUACAUAUUGAACUGAAUCAAGGGUGCCUACUGAUAGUGAUAGGGUACAAGCUGAAGUAUUCUUUCAUUCAUUAUGGCUGAUGUUACUAAGCGGCGAUGUAUCUUUAUCUCAAAUUUACCUCCGUCUAUUUCAUCAUCAGCCUUAGAAUCCUUUCUUCUACAAGAGCUGGAAUCAUGUUAUCAUGGUGGCAGCCAUCUUAUUAAGGUGAUGUUUCCGGUCAAUCCUGCUACACCUGGUUUAGCAUUGGUGACAUUUCAAGAUGAACAAGCGAUGGUUCGUAUUCUGAGGAAGAGGUUGAUGUAUGAAGGAGUACUCUUAUCCACACAGCCAUUCCUCUCUUAUGUUUUUACCUCCAUGAGUGCAGUGGUCAACCCAGAUGUCUCACAUCUCUUUCCCUUCACGUCCCGUGACUUCAACUGUCAUAUGGAAAAAAGCUGUGGUGUUGAGUGUCAUAAAUUAGACGAGAAGGAACGAGACAGGUGGAUGCAUCAUUCUCAGACUAGUCAGAGUGAGCUUUUCAUGCUGACAGGUAACUGGUUUCAGAUGCAGAAUGCCAGGAAGUUCAUGCAGGAAUGGGUAGUAGAUGAAAAGAAGAGGUCAGAAUUCAUGGACCAAAGCCACCUUAUUAAAGAUGAAAGUAAUCAAAAAGGAGCUUCCUCUCGCAAACAUUCAAAGAGGAGGGAGAAAGAACUGGCAACUGGUUUGGGUAAUUCUGUGGAAGAAAAGGGAGUUCACAGAAAUGGUGCUCAAACGGAAGUAAAAAGACACACUGAGGUCACUGAUUCUGCUGGCCUCUUAGAGAGAAAAAGCCCAACUGGUAAUACUGAUUUCAGAAGUGGCAAGAAGGAUAGAAGCAAAGCUAAAAAAGAAGGGUUGGCUAAAGUUGCUUGUAGAUUUGAUGGUGAGCCUGUGCAGCCAAGCACCGGGAAUCAUUUUGAGCAGGAUGAUCUUAACCUUGAUGCUGCACCUCAUCUCACAAGUAAUUUUGCCCAAGAUGGAGUACGUCAAACUUCAUCUGAAGACAUCACAAGUCAUGGAGAUCCUUUGCAGAGCUCUUCAUCUCAAAAUUCGGAACAUAUCAGGAAUCAACUGGCAGAGCUUUCAUCUACUUUAUCAAGCAGAGCAGUCAUCCCUAGAGUUAGAAAACCUACUCGCCCUCCUAGGUCUGUGGAUACAAGAAAAAGUGAUUUGGGAAGUGUCCCUAAUGUUGAUUAUAUGCAGUAUGUCAAGAUUCCUCAAACGUCAGGAAGCAGUAGCUCCCAAGAGCUUAACAAAUCCAAUGAAAUGAGAGGCAACUCAAAGAGAAGUGAAGAUGUAUCUAUGACGAAGCAUCAAGAAGAUGAAACACUUCUUACACGGAGAGAAGAGCCUGAUGUGUAUGAAGGUCUGAUGACACAAAGUCGAAAUGAAGGUUUGAUGUCACAAAGGCGAGAUGAAGGGAUGCCGUCACAAAGACGAGAUGAAGGGAUGCCAUCACAAAGACGAGAUGAAGGGAUGCCGUCACAAAGACGAGAUGAAGGGAUGCCGUCACAAAGACGAGAUGAAGGGAUGCCGUCACAAAGACGAGAUGAAGGGAUGCUGUCACAAAGACAAGAUGAAGGGAUGCGGUCACAAAGACGAGAUGAAGGGAUGCUGUCACAAAGACGAGAUGAAGGGAUGUCGUCACAAAGACGGGAUGAAGGGGUGCCAUCACAAAGACGAGAUGAAGGGAUGCCGUCACAAAGACGAGAUGAAGGGAUGCGGUCACAAAGACGAGAUGAAGGGAUGCGGUCACAAAGACGAGAUGAAGGGAUGUCGUCACAAAGACGGGAUGAAGGGGUGCCGUCACAAAGACGAGAUGAAGGGAUGCCGUCACAAAGACGAGAUGAAGGGAUGCCGUCACAAAGAGGAGAUGAAGGGAUGCUGUCACAAAGACGAGAUGAUGGGAUGCCGUCACAAAGACGAGAUGAAGGGAUGCCGUCACAAAGACGAGAUGAAGUGAUACCGUCACAAAGACGAGAUGAAGGGAUGCCGUCACAAAGAGAAGAACUUGAAAUAGAUUGCCCUGAACCUCUCCCAUCAUCGCCAUUAGUCAGUGAGAGGCAUAAUGUUGAUGAAGAGAGUAAAGAACAAAAAGAAAGCCUCAGCUCCAUUCCUGUCGAUCCCGGUGUCUUUAGUUACAUCUUACUAAAACAGAGUGACUCCAUUCAAGAAAUUGAAGAGACAUACAGUGUCAAGUUUUCAAUUCAGACAACAAGAGAUGGUGAGGAUGGCGAUGUUGAAAGUGCCAUGCUUAUGGUUAGAUCCCUGGGUGAAAACUCUGACAUCGGUACAGCACAUGAUAAGUUUGUGGAUCUGUACACAGCUGUUUUCUCCGACUUAAAACACAGAGUUGUCACUUUUGAAGACAGAACCAUUGAUCCAGAAUCACUUGAUCAAACUAUAGAGUUGGUCCAUGUUGCUUACUCUUCUGUUUUAAUACUGCCUGAUGUGUCAAACAAAAAGGUUCUUAUUUAUGGACCAUCUGAAAUUGAUGUUCGUUUUGCAAAAUGCUGGAUACAGGAUGCAAUAAAGAAGCAGAAAAUAAACAUCCAAGGAGAGGUCUCUGGGGACGCCAGUGAAACUAAUGCAGAAGAUUUUGUUUCAAGAAGGGUGGACUAUGGCCAAUCAGUACUUCAGGAACGAGCAACCCGGCCACAUCACAAGACUGGUGUAGACAGAAGGGUGGAGUACGACCAAUCAGUACUUCAGGAACGAGCAACCCGGCCACAUCACAAGACUGGUGCAGACAGAAGGGUGGAGUACGACCAAUCAGUACUUCAGGAACGAGCAACCCGGCCACAUCACAAGACUGGUGUAGACAGAAGGGUGGAGUAUGACCAAUCAUUACUUCAGGAUCCAACACACGGGCCAAAUCACGAGACUGGGGUAAACAGAAGGGGGGAAUAUGGCCAAUCAGUACUUCAGGAACGAUCCCAGCCACAACACCAGACUGAGGUAAACAGAAGGUUGGAGUAUGAGCAACAGGAACGAGCAUCCAGGCCACAUUCCCAGACUGACAUAGACGGACAUGAUAAUCGUCAUUCUGUUAUCAGAGGAAGUAAUAAUUUGUCAACAAUAGACACAGAAUCAAUGAUGAGGCCACUGGGUUUAGAGGAUAGUAAUGGACCAGUAGAGCAUCGCUUUACAGAAAGAAGGGCUGACAUUGAAUCUGUUGAUCAGGCUGCGAUGAACAUUUCUCCACGCCAGGUAGGCACACAUCACCAAGUGCCUGAAUUUAGUGCCCAGACAUUACCUCUUAAUGGCUCUGACUUGCAACAUUCUGAUUGGUUAGGAUCAGGCAGAUAUAGUGGUCCACCUGAAGAGACAAGUGUGAGGAAUAAGACGCCAAUUGUUCCAUGGACAAAAACCCCUGCCUUAGUUGUUGCUCUUCCAUCAUCUGAAGCUGUCAGGUCAAAGGUUAACAAACCUGCUGAAAUGGUCUCUGAGCCAGAAGUAUUACCAACGACGGUAGAAGCAGUCAGUAUGACGGACACAAUUCCCGUUGACCCUGGUGUCUAUGGCUAUAUCCAAUUGAAGAAACCAAACAUUCUUUGUGAUAUUGAACAAAACUACAACAUAAAGUUCUCUGUUGAGGGAGAUCGAGACAGCGAUAUUUACUUCAUUCGAGUGGAGGCAAAUGGAGCUGUCUCUGAGCAAAGCAUUCAAAAAGGCAAAGAGACUUUCUUGAACUUUUACUCUGAGAUUUUCUCAGGGCUCGUUCAUCGUGCCAUAAACCUGGCAGAUUUUGAGGGUUUGUCUGAAAAGGUUUUGGAAGAGACUAUCCAAGAGGCUGAGCACUCGUUCAGUGAUGUUUAUUUUGCAGUUGUGCAGUCUAAAGUUCUUAUCUUCGGUCAGGGGUUGCAUAAUGUAGAAACUGCAAGAGAUUUUGUCUUGAGUCGAUUACGCCAAAGUGACAAAUCUCUGGUAGAGGUAAGACCACACACGGAUCUUGAGGUCUCAAUGGAGAGUCUCAGUAAUGAUGAAAUGGUGAGUCGUCUUAAUCAUCUAAGAUGUGGAUCUAUGACACCUGAUAGACAGACAGAUAUACAUGUAGCGAGUCAAAGACAAACUGUUGCUGAGGAGGUAAAUGGAAGGACUAGAGUUGACAUGAUUGAUCAAACUUCAAUCAAUGAUGAGGCCACAGAAUCAAUGAUGAGGCCACUGGGUUUAGAGGAUAGUAGUGGACCAGUAGAGCAUCGCUUUACAGAAAGAAGGGCUGACAUUGAAUCUGUUGAUCAGGCUGCGAUGAACAUUUCUCCACGCCAGGUAGGCACACAUCACCAAGUGCCUGAAUUUAGUGCCCAGACAUUACCUCUUAAUGGCUCUGACUUGCAACAUUCUGAUUGGUUAGGAUCAGGCAGAUAUAGUGGUCCACCUGAAGAGACAAGUAUGAGGAAUAAGACGCCAAUUGUUCCAUGGACAAAAACCCCUGCCUUAGUUGUUGCUCUUCCAUCAUCUGAAGCUGUCAGGUCAAAGGUUAACAAACCUGCUGAAAUGGUCUCUGAGCCAGAAGUAUUACCAACGACGGUAGAAGCAGUCAGCAUGACGGACACAAUUCCCGUUGACCCUGGUGUCUAUGGCUAUAUCCAAUUGAAGAAACCAAACAUUCUUUAUGAUAUUGAACAAAACUACAACAUAAAGUUCUCUGUUGAGGGAGAUCGAGACAGCGAUAUUUACUUCAUUCGAGUGGAGGCAAAUGAAGCUGUCUCUGAGCAAAGCAUUCAACAAGGCAAAGAGACUUUCUUGAACUUUUACACUGAGAUUUUCUCAGGGCUCAUUCAUCGUGCCAUAAACCUGGCAGAUUUUGAGGGUUUGUCUGAAAAGGUUUUGGAAGAGACUAUCCAAGGGGCUGAGCACUCGUUCAGUGAUGUUUAUUUUGCAGUUGUGCAGUCUAAAGUUCUUAUCUUCGGUCAGGGGUUGCAUAAUGUAGAAACUGCAAGAGAUUUUGUCUUGAGUCGAUUACGCCAAAGUGACAAAUCUCUGGUAGAGGUAAGACCACACACGGAUCUUGAGGUCUCAAUGGAGAGUCUCAGUAAUGAUGAAAUGAUGAGUCGUCUUAAUCAUCUAAGAUGUGGAUCUAUGACACCUGAUAGACAGACAGAUGUACAUGUAGCGAGUCAAAGACAAACUGUUGCUGAGGAGGUAAAUGGAAGGACUAGAGUUGACAUGAUUGAUCAAACUUCCAGGCAUUUUGCUGUGACUGAAGAAUCUCCUCUCAAACGUUAUUUGAUAUCGCCUCAAGAUGAGAACAAACCCAAUGACGAAACUGACCAUCCCAAACAGUAUGGAAUUAAUAACAAUAUGACUGCCUGUUCCACUGGUCCUACUGACAUUUUACUCCACAGCGAUAGAAAGAAAGACCGUACAAAAACUGAAGAAUGUGUUUAUCAAUUCUCUGAUAGCCGAUUGCUGAUUCAGCUGCCAGUAUCAGGGAUGGGUGUUCAAGUCUACACUGCCGAUAUCACAAGGACGGCAGUGGAUGCCAUUGUUAGUGCAGCAAAUGAAAAACUAACUAAUAUUGGUGGUGUUGCUGCUGCGAUAUGUCAUGGAGCUGGUGCAGAGCUUCAAGCAGACUGCAACAUGCUCAUUGCCCGCCAUGGCCUGCUGUACCCUUCAGAGGUGAAAUACACUGGUGCUGGGAGACUGCCGUGCAAAUUUAUUCUCCAUGCUGUGGGGCCAAGGUGGCACGAUUAUGCAAACGAGCAAGAUUGUCGUCAGACGCUGAGGUCAACCGUGGUGAAUUGUCUGAGAAUAGCAGAUCAAGAGUUGCUAGUCAGAUCUUUGGCGAUGCCUCUUAUUAGUUCAGGAAUAUUUGGGGUCCCGUUUGAAAUCUGUCUUGAAGAAAUCUGUGAGGCUCUACGUGAAUAUAACAACAAUCGACAGUCAAUCAAAAUCCUACAGCAAGUUCAUAUUGUGGACCUGGAUGGUUCAACCAUCUCAAAGGCUCAAGAUGCUAUGAUUCAUAGGCUGUGUACAAACGGAAGUGCAGAUGAGAACAAUCUAAGGACUGGUGAGAAGGCUACAAGACGAGGUUUCUCAUCACAGAUUGAUCCUGUAACCUACAGUCAUACCACAGUUGGAGAUGAACGUCUUAGUGUGGGUAGUGAAAGCUCAAGAAGGAGCAGAAGAGAACAUGAGCCAAGAAGGACAUCUACAAGAUCUUCAAGGUCUUCAGUAAGACAUCUUGAUUCAUCCGAUGAGGACGUUCCUCAGCCAAGUAGUAGCUUCAGCCGUCCAGUCAUGGCCAGGAGUUCAUCUCUUCCGUACUUGGCAAGAAAUUAUGAUAAGGAUCAAAGAAGAAAUUGUUGGUCAUCUGAAACAACAGAUAAAACGACAACAGGUAACCGUCGCUCCUUCCUAGAUACAGAUCAGAGAUCAUGGAGUACCAGCCGAACAGCAUCCAAAGUUUCAUCUCGAUCUAGUAGUAGAGAUGAUAAGAUUAAGGAUCUUUUAGAGGCUCAUUCUAAAGCUCCUCCCUCACCAGAGAUGUCAAGAAAAACUCAAUUUGAGAUCAAUCGUGUGUUGACUGAACCAAUAGUGACUCCAAGAGAUAAACAACGUCCUAAAGCCAGGCGCAGUCAAAGCCUUGGUCGGACUGUUUCUGGAGACAAAUGUGUUGUCUGCUCAUCACAAAAAGACCUUUCCAAGCGGAAAUGUUGUGAACAUUUUGUGUGUGGCUUAUGCAAAUCAUCUAGGUUGGAUGUUGGAAGGUGUAGACAAUGCUCUGAGCUUAAAAGUAAGAAGAAAAAAAUGUGUGAUUUCUGUACCUGCUCCACUGACUACAAGCUGAUGAGUUGUAGGAGUUGUACGAACCCCAUAUGUUAUAAAUGUAUUCAGAAAAAACUUGAGGUUUGCAGGGACUGUUUAGAACAAGCUAAUCCAUUACCAAAUGGUCACGGAGAAAAGAAACAGCCCAGGUUGAGAGAGCCUAUCAUUGUUGGAACACAAACAUCUCACCUUGACGCUAAGAAAAGUUAUCGCAUCAAGUCAGGAACUCAAGAUUUAACCUCAUCACGUAAGAAACCAAUGCUUGGGCGUAGUCAAUCUGGUGAUGUUUCUCAGAGUUAUUCAUCAAGCGGCAGAAGACAUGAUUACAAGACGUCUGGGCGCACAAGCUCAGCAUUCUCUCAUGAGUUUGUUACUGAACAUGCUGAAGAUGCCCCUCAUGAUGAGAUGAUAAGAAACUUACAAGAACCAAAAGGUCAGGAGGCAAGACCACAUCAUCGGAGUAAAAAAGGGAACAUCAGAAAUGAAGAUUCAGCAAGGAGUGCACCAAACUCAAGGAGGCAUGCUAAGGGAGACAAAGAGGUAAAUGUCAUUGGGAAGAGUUCUGUGUUGCAACCUAAUCCGGUUACCUGCGUUAUCUGCAUGGAGACAGCUACGAAUCCCAAAGAGCUCAACAAGUGCAGGCAUAUAUUCUGUGGCGAGUGUAUUGACAAGGCAUUUAAGAUCAAGCCUGUAUGUCCGAUCUGUGGUGAGAGUUACGGCAAACUGAGGAGUGGGCAGCCCAUUGGUACCAUGACGGAUGCUGCUGUUUCAACAGAUCUACCAGGCCAUCCUGGUUGUGGAACUAUCAUCAUCAACUACUCGUUUCCAAAUGGCUUUCAAACUGAAGACCAUCCUAAUCCAGGGAUGGCUUAUAGAGGCACAGAUCGCCAAGCUUACUUACCUAAUAGCAGGGAAGGGGCAGACGUCUUAAAGCUGCUAAGACAAGCUUUUGAUGCUGGUCUUCUCUUCACCAUCGACCGCUCGGUUACCACAGGGGAGGAAAAUGUUGUCGUUUGGAAUGAUGUACACCACAAGACGAGGCGAGACGGAGGAGCAGAGAUGCAUGGCUACCCAGAUCCGACCUAUCUACUGAGAGUGAGAGAUGAACUUGAAGCAAAAGGCAUCCGUUGAAAAAGGAACGCCUUCUUACCACUGCAUUUAAUUUCCAGAGAUACAGACCCUGUUUCAAACAUUUUGGCAGCAAUUAAAUAAUCAAUGUGGACGUGAGCUUAUCUGUAAGAAGUGCUCCUAUGUUUUGUGUGUUGCUCAACUUUUUGUUUGUUAAUAACAAAACAAACAAUUAUUGUGACUUGUUUAGAAUACAAAUACCUGUACAUAAAUUUGUUAUUCAUAUAAGGAUUUCUGAAAUCCUCUUGAUUUAAAUAAUAGAGUGUAAUAAUAAUGCUUCAAAAUUAUGUAGAUUUAUAAAAUAUUCUGCGGUGAGAAUCUUAAAACAAGGUAGUAGGCCUAUGUUAAAUUUUCUGUUUUUGUUUUGUUUCCGCAUGGCUUUCAGUCCGAUGGUUAUCUGCUUGUAUGUUGAUCACCAAACUUUGAACUUGAGUGCCCUUAUUCGUCUAGUCUUUGGAUGUUCACUUAUUGUUAGUCAAUAGUGGCAAAUUUGUACACACUUGUAUUCUGAUAAACACACUUGUGUUUUAUAACAAUUUUAUGUACAUAUUUAUUUACUUUGAGAAUAAACAGACAAGAACUGAAAUAGGAUGUUCACUAUACUUUAUUUGUACUUAAACAUGUUAAAUGUUAAUAAUUUCCCAGUGCCUUAUAUUAUAAUACAAAUCACAAUGUACUGUGUAGCUGUUAAACUUUAAAAAUAUCAUUCUUCACUAAGCACAGCAUUUUCCUUAUCAAAUUGCUUCUUUUAGUACAGUGUUUCCUUAUAGCCAAAUAAACCCACAAAAUAAAAUUCAAUACAUUUUUGCAAGUUAAUUAAUUUUUUUAUUUUAUUUUCAUAAAUAUUAGAUACAUGUGAUUGGGAAACAUUGCAAGCCAAAUAAGACACAAAUUGUUCACAAUCAUUUCUCAUCAGAGUCCCUGUAAAUAUAACAAAAAUGUAGAUCCAGGCAUAAACAGUGUACAGUACACUAGUUAAAUUGUACAAUAGUCGAUCUUCAAACCGUUGUUUUUUAACAGUUUUAUAUUGACGGUAAAAAAAACGAAUUUUCUUGUGUAUAAAUAUAAACACCAAACUGACUACUUAUAGUUGAUUUAUACUGUGUUAAAGGCAGAUACCCAUGACUAAUUAAAGUUGUCUUAUGAGGUGCAAAUGCUCAUAUAGAGUGAAAUACUCAAACUUCUCCACAUGACAAAGACAAUGGCUGUCAGUGUCCCUUGUAUCGCUCAAAUAGACAAGUUUCCCAAUAAAUUAUCAAACAGCCAAACCUUUCAAGAACAAGCACAGUAUAAAGUGUACAUGUUAUCAAUAAGAGCUGCAGAUUUACAAACUUUGAUACUUGUCUGGCCCUGAUUAACCAUCGCAACAGACCUUUAGUUUUGAGAGUGGCACAUUUUUUCUCAUUUAAAACUUGCACCUCUAAUUUCAUCAGUAAUAAUUGAAGACUUGUUGUA
Asterias rubens (European starfish) is the source of this 9550-nucleotide messenger RNA. RefSeq lists its product as uncharacterized. The record is from RefSeq and is a predicted model, not a curated record. The transcript has 10 exons. Gene Ontology annotation, molecular function: RNA binding. NCBI's taxonomy places the organism in Eukaryota, Metazoa, Echinodermata, Asteroidea, Forcipulatida, Asteriidae. The coding region runs from base 251 to 8098 and encodes 2615 amino acids. Gene Ontology annotation, biological process: Notch signaling pathway; protein ubiquitination.